UUUCUAGCCAAGUGCAUGUCCCAUUCUAACAUUGUUCCGUGACAUGACAUAAAUGAUAGCAAUUCCAUAUGCAACCUAAAGUAUCCAUAUAUUGGCACAUAUGUGUAUAUAUAGGUGGUUACCAAUUACUCUUGCAAGUUAUUUAAUUCUGUCUACAUCCAAACACGUACUCCAAUCCGGAGAGUGAGGUAGGAAUCCAAAACAGCCUAAUUAAGAAGAGCAUCAAUGGGGAGAAGUCCUUGUUGUGCAAAGGAGGGAUUGAACAGAGGUGCUUGGACAGCUCAUGAAGACAAAAUUCUCUCAGACUACAUUAAGCUCCAUGGUGAAGGAAAAUGGAGAAACCUUCCCAAAAGAGCAGGUUUAAGAAGAUGUGGAAAAAGUUGUAGACUUAGAUGGUUGAAUUAUCUAAGACCAGAUAUUAAGAGAGGCAACAUAUCCUCAGAUGAAGAAGAUCUUAUCAUCCGACUUCACAAACUACUUGGAAAUAGAUGGUCUCUAAUAGCUGGAAGACUACCAGGGCGAACAGACAAUGAAAUCAAGAAUUAUUGGAACACGAAUUUAGGAAAAAAGGUUAAAGAUCUCCAACAACAAAACACCAACAACUCUACUCCAAAAAAUGCAAAGAUCGCACAUAAACAGAACAAUCCUAAACCAAUGGUGCCAAACUCACAUGUUGUUCGUACAAAAGCUACCAAGUGCUCUAAGGUAUUAUUCAUGAAUUCACUCCCUAACUCAUCAACAAUGCAGAAUUUGCAGAACAAAGUUGAGACAGAGACAAAAACAAAGCCAUCAAUGCAUGUUGAUAGCAGGGAUAGUGAUUCAAUGAGUAACAACCAAAUGGAGAAUGGUAAUGAAUUUUUGUCAUUUUCAGAUGCGAAAAAAGGACUAUCCACAGAUUUGCUAGUUGAUUUUAACAUGGGAGAUCAUGAUAUUAGCUUAUCCGAACUUUUGAACUCGGAUUUUUCAACUGCAUGCAAUUUUGAUUACAAUGAGUUAUUGUCACCUUGUUCUGACCAGACUCCUAUGUUUUCGGAUGAGAUUCUCAAGAACUGGACAGAAUGUAGUUUUGUUGAUGAGAAAAAUGUGACUAACAACCUUCAUUAUUUUACUUCUUUUCUCGAAUCCAGUGAGGAUGUACUUGGAGAAUGAAAUUAACCACUCUAGACUUUGUAGUUACAAUUAGAUGUCCUUCUUAAACAUCCUUUUUACUCAAUUAAAUUAGCCACUCUAAGCUUUUUAUUUGUUUAUUUUGAUUUCGUGCUACUAUCCUUCAAUAAGUAAAUAUAUAUUUUGCGGUUUAAUAUUGCUACCACCAAUGGUUAGUGGUUACCAAAAAUAAUAAAAUAGCUAAGAUAGUAUGAAGUCUUUCAUUUCA
Medicago truncatula (barrel medic) is the source of this 1375-nucleotide messenger RNA. Its product is annotated as transcription factor MYB1. The record is from RefSeq and is a predicted model, not a curated record. The coding region runs from base 226 to 1149 and encodes 307 amino acids. The transcript is spliced from 3 exons. NCBI's taxonomy places the organism in Eukaryota, Viridiplantae, Streptophyta, Magnoliopsida, Fabales, Fabaceae.